AUGGAAUGUUUCCGGCAGAUCUUCCGGUGUGUGAGAGCGCCUUUCAAGCGUGAAAGAGGAAGGGUCAUCGAGAUCGGUCCUCCAACCAACUUUCGCAAAGAAGAAUUGCCCGCGUGCUUCUCUGAUGCCGAGUCAGUCCUUUCGCCCAGCCAAAAUGCGACAGAGCGACCCAAUCUGACCACUGAAACACAGGACCUUGACGUCGCAGGACAGUCAUACAACGACCGUGGAGAAAGACGAGACAACGAUCGAGAUGAUGCCGUUACCAUCGUCAACGAAGAGCAGGCUCCAAGGCCACGCGCGCAGACUGAGCGUGAGACUAUCACAAACCGCAUCCGCAAGCGUUUGAAUGCGCUUCACUGGUGGAAAUCGAGAUCAACAGCGCCCCAUGAACAGAGUGCCGAUAACAUCGCGGUAGAAGAGAUGCGACCCCGGGUCAAUUGA
Messenger RNA from Penicillium brevicompactum, 444 nucleotides. RefSeq lists its product as uncharacterized. The coding region runs from base 1 to 444 and encodes 147 amino acids. The transcript has 2 exons. Lineage: Eukaryota; Fungi; Ascomycota; Eurotiomycetes; Eurotiales; Aspergillaceae. The record is from RefSeq and is a predicted model, not a curated record.